GGUUUCUCUCUCUUUGACCGAAACAUAUACUAAAAUAAAAUAAAGGUCAGAGCUUUGUAUUGUUUCGGGUGCGUGAAUUCUCAAGCGAGCUAGUCUCUCUUUGCACACCAUUCAAUCGCCAAACUAAGGAAGAAGAAUCUAGGUCUUGAAAGCUCCGAAGUCUAAAAAGGUUAAUUUCUGAGUCAUUUUUUUUAAAUUUUUUCCCUCCUGAAAUCUUGAUCGUUGUGCAAUGAAAUAACUCUAUCUGUUCUUAUCCGUAAUUGGGUUUUCUUCCCUUCUCAAUCGGUUUCAGAAUACCCAGCUGGGUUUGAUCUCUUGGGUCUGCUCUGUUUCUGAUAGAUUGAAUGUUGAGAUGUUGAAUUUGUUGGAAUUUUAAUAAAAAAAAAAAGCCCCUUUGGAUUUUGUGGGUGUUUUGGAACAUGGGAUUUGACCGCAUGUGUAUUUUCAUUUAUCUUGAAGAUCUAUACUCGUGCUAGAAGAUUUUACGAGAUAUUUCAAGUUUUAUGGUUUGUGUAGCCUUGGGUGUACUGGCUUUGGGAGUUAGGGCUUUGGGCGUUGUAGGGUAACAUGGAAGAGGUUGAAGAAGCUAACAAGUCAGCUGUGGAGAGCUCCCACAGAGUGUUAAGUCUUUUGACUUUGCCCCAAGAUCACGUUCAGUAUAGAAAUCUAGUACUGGAAACUGAAGAAGCUGUGUUUAGGUUUAAGAAGGUUGUUUCUCUUCUCAAUACUGGUUUAGGUCAUGCAAGAGUCAGAAAGCUCAAGCAAUUACCACACUCAUGUCCCAAGAGUAUUCUUUUAGAUUAUCCACAGAAUAUAACAGAUCAUCCGUCCAAAACACUGCAGUUACUUCAGUCUAGUUUCCAAGAGAACCCAUUCCAGGAAUUAGGCCCAAAUGCUAAGAAAACUCGGUAUUUGGAAAACCCUACUUUGGAAUUGAGCUCAAAUGGGAAAAGUCCUCUUCAACUUGCUCAACAGACAUCUUCAUCACAGUAUAACUUUCUCCAGCAGCAACAUCAGCUACAGCAAAGGUUGCAACUUCACCAGCAGCAGCUGAAACGACAAGCUGAGAUGAUGUUUCGUAGGAGCGACAGUGGCGUAAACCCGAAUUUUGAUAGCUCUAGCUGCACACCCACAAUGUCAUCCACUAGGUCCUUCAUAUCUUCCCUAAGCAUAGAUGGUAGUGUGGCUAAUAUGGAUGGAAGUGCCUUCCACUUGAUGGAGGCACAACGUUCCUCUGACCAGAAUUCACAGCAAUACAAGAGGAAGUGUUCUGGAAAAGGAGACGACGGAAGCAGCAGUAGAUGUCACUGCUCAAAGAAGAGGAAACAUCGGGUGAAGAGAUCAAUCAAGGUGCCUGCUAUCAGCAACAAACUUGCCGAUAUCCCGACUGAUGAUUUUUCGUGGAGAAAAUAUGGCCAGAAGCCCAUAAAGGGUUCUCCUCACCCCAGGGGAUAUUAUAAAUGUAGUAGCAUGAGAGGUUGUCCGGCAAGGAAGCAUGUGGAGCGGUGCUUGGAAGACCCGUCCAUGCUUAUCGUGACCUAUGAAGGGGAUCAUAACCACUCAAGAUUACCAUCUCAGUCGGCAACAACAUAAUCCUCAAGAAGACCCGUCGAUUUAUGUCAUCGUUAUUUGCGAUUGGCUUGAUUGGCUCUGGGACUUUUUUUGUAUAAAGAUUCAAUUUUUCAUUAAGAGUAGGCCGGCCUGUCAACCUGGCCCUAAGCGUGCCGGGGCAUGGGAUUUGAGAUUCAUCGGCCGGCUCGAUGCAAUCCAUGAAUCUAAAAGGGUGGGGCGGGCCGGCCUCCGAAACUUCUGGGCCUUACUGUGUGCUGAGACGAAGCAUUUUACAUCUCUAGUUAUGUACUUUAUUUGCAAAAACCAAGUAUAGUGGCUGGCCCCAGGCCCUUUCUUUUAUUUUACUCACGAGUCGUGCGAGAUGAAAGUCUCAUGCACGGUUUUGAAUGAGAGAAAUAAGUGAGGAAUCCUCUUUUCGA
Tripterygium wilfordii is the source of this 1991-nucleotide messenger RNA. RefSeq names its product probable WRKY transcription factor 21. Gene Ontology annotation, molecular function: sequence-specific DNA binding; DNA-binding transcription factor activity. The record is from RefSeq and is a predicted model, not a curated record. The coding region runs from base 568 to 1593 and encodes 341 amino acids. NCBI's taxonomy places the organism in Eukaryota, Viridiplantae, Streptophyta, Magnoliopsida, Celastrales, Celastraceae. Gene Ontology annotation, biological process: regulation of DNA-templated transcription. The transcript is spliced from 3 exons.